This is a messenger RNA of Botrytis porri, 1605 nucleotides long. RefSeq lists its product as uncharacterized. Gene Ontology annotation, molecular function: protein binding. Bases 1 to 1605 code for a protein of 534 amino acids. The record is from RefSeq and is a predicted model, not a curated record. Lineage: Eukaryota; Fungi; Ascomycota; Leotiomycetes; Helotiales; Sclerotiniaceae. The transcript is spliced from 3 exons.
AUGAGUCAACCUACAAGUAACGCGUGCGGACAUUAUGAAGUAUCAAUUACAAAUGCAAUAUGUGUCGAUUAUAUCAACAAUCCUCAUGGUCCUGUUGAUGACACUCUGGAGAUAUGUCGCAGAUACCCUCCCAGUAAAUUACCCCGUUUCGCCCCUCUCCUCAUACACAAAGAAAUGAAAGCCAACACCAGUGACAUGAUACUUACUCCAAUGCAUCGAGCAAUUAUUGCUGUGCCUAAAAUUCAUUGUCUCUCGGAGGAAAAACAGAGCGAAUUGGAGCUUGCCGUUUGUGAAGCUUCAGAGGAACGAUUGAUCUGGGCAACAUCCAGCCGUAGAAACACAAACGGAAGGCAGCAGUUAAGCUUUCUCGCUCCAAGGCUUUCGUGGAAUUAUAAUCCAGUACCUAUAGUUGAUACUGAUAUUCCAGUGGAUACGAUCAACGCCGAAAGAAUACUUGAUAUGCAAAAUAGACUUUGCAUCGCUAUCAUCGCCAAUGCAAUUGCAUACAUGCGAGUCUUGCUUGAAAGUCACCACGCAGAUGCCAACUUUAGAAACAAAUACUUCGGUAGACCGUUGUAUCUCGCUUCAAGGUACGGACGAGUCGAUAUAAUACAAGUUCUUCUACACCAUGGCGCCGACUCCAGCGCAAUUCAACCAUAUUAUGGCCCUCACUUGACAGUAGGUUUAGGAAGAGAAAAGUUCUUCUGUUCUUCGGGAAGCGCGUUGCGUGUAGCCGCAAUGAAUGGUCACUUUGAAACAAUGAAGAUGCUUGUACAAUCACGCUAUAAUGCAGUAUUACCCCUUUCCCACGAAGAAAUCAAAAUGGUCCUUCAUGUUGCGGCGAGGACAGGAUCUGAAACAUGCAGAGGACGUUCUACUUCAAGCCGCUUCUUGGGGAAGAGAAAAUCUACUUACAGUAAUGCUGAACGUGGUGUAGAUGUCAACUGUAUUGCGGGACCGAAUCACACUAUGCCAUAUUGGUCGCCCAUUCACUGUGCCGCUUAUAAAGGUCAUGCGAAUAUUGUCAUCUUUCUGUUGUCAAAUGGUGCCGAAUUAAAUCGUGCGAUUGUCCGGAGAUCAAGAACCUACGUUGGUAUUGGAUCUGAUGCGAUAAGCUUUGCAGUCGCCCGAGGUCACAACGAAUUAAUUCAUGUUCUUGUAGACUAUGGCGGGAUAGUGUUAAAAGAAAUAAUACACACGGAUCCUUCAUCAAAUAAAACUCUGUUGAACAUAGCCGCUCGAUGGAGCCAGCACCAUACGAUGCGUCUCUUGUUGAAAGAAGGGGGUGAUGUUACCGGAAUAGGCGAGCAAGCUCUGCGUGAAUAUGCCGUCAAACGUGGAGAUCUCUUGAUGACACGUCUUCUCAUCGAUGCUAACGUUUCUCCUUGUGAUAACCCCAACAAAAGCCACCAACCAGUGCUCAUAGCAAAAUGUCAUGGGUGGCAGCAUAUUGUGGAUCUAUUAAUCAGUGCGGGGGUUGAUGAUAUCAAUCCUUUUGAUACAGAUAAGUACCCUAUCGACUCACGAAGCUUUCGAGAUGGUCAUUAUCCUCUAAAGCAAAAUAAGACACCGCGGCAACUAUGGCAUAUACAAGGCAAAAAUUGA